Molecule: messenger RNA, 1858 nt
Organism: Neocloeon triangulifer
Lineage: Eukaryota; Metazoa; Arthropoda; Insecta; Ephemeroptera; Baetidae
Product: fork head domain-containing protein FD4-like
Exons: 1
Coding region: 46-876 (276 amino acids)
Biological process (GO): regulation of transcription by RNA polymerase II; anatomical structure morphogenesis; cell differentiation
Molecular function (GO): DNA-binding transcription factor activity, RNA polymerase II-specific; RNA polymerase II cis-regulatory region sequence-specific DNA binding
Source: RefSeq, a predicted model, not a curated record
GCCUGAGUGAGCGAGAUGAAAUUUUAGAAGCAGAGUGUGAGCGAAAUGCCGCGUCCGAGCCGAGAGUCGUACGGCGACCAGAAGCCGCCCUACUCGUACAUCUCGCUGACGGCCAUGGCCAUCUGGAGUUCGCCCGAGAAGAUGCUGCCGCUGUCCGACAUCUACCGCUUCAUCAUGGAGCGCUUCCCGUACUACCGUAAGAACACGCAGCGCUGGCAGAACUCGCUGCGCCACAACCUCUCCUUCAACGACUGCUUCAUCAAGAUCCCGCGGCGGCCGGACAGACCUGGCAAGGGUGCCUACUGGGCCCUCCACCCCUCCGCCCUGGACAUGUUCGAAAACGGCAGUUUAUUGCGGCGCCGAAAGCGCUUCAAGCUCAUGAAGACGGACAAGGAGCGCUUGGAGAACGAGUUGGCAGCCCUGGCCAACAUGAACCGUUUCCUGUUCACCCCCACGUCUGCCCCCGAGCCACCUCCGUCACCACCCUUGGACCCCCGUGUCACGGAGACCGCCCCUGUGGCGCCACCUGAGUCGAUUUCGCCGACCCCGUCGGCGCCCCGUCCCAAGCGGGCCUUCACCAUUGAGAGUCUGAUCACCCCGGACGACAAACCGGCCUCGCCCCCGGACACUACCCUGCAGAUGGUGCAUCAGGGUGGGUUUCCCAACACCCUGAGUCCGAACGCUGCAGCCGCAGCCGCCCUGCUCUUCUCGCAGCCGCCGCUGCCGCUGCCCUUGCUUGACCCUUCGACGGCCGCCUUCCUCUUCCACCACCCCAACCCUCAUCUAGGGUGGUUCCAGUACCCACCCUCGCCCUUGGACACGCCGUCCACCUCGCCCUUGCACAUGAGGUUCAGCCCCACCCUGCGCUCCGUCUGACCCGUGCUGACCCCCGCUGAGGUGGCUGCCCUGCAAAGGGCCUCUGCGGCUGGGGCGCCGCCACCGGAGGCCGCGGCCUCCGCACAGCACCUUGUGGGGGUCAACAGGUGACACUUUUGUGAUGCGCAGGUGACCAAAAUUAACUGAUUAGCUUUGGGCCUCGCCGGUCCGUUUGUCUGUGUUCUUGCAAGACUUUUCUUAAUUAAUUAUUUGUACUGAUACAUCUUUAAUAUAUAGAGACAGUUCAUGAGAAUUAAGUGAUUUCUUGAGUUUCAACUUGAGAACUUUCAGUAAAAAAGAACAUUAUUUGAAGCUGGAAGUGACAGAUUGUUUGUUAUACUUCUUAAUUAAAAUGUUGUCGUUCCUCAAAUUUAUGAAAAAUUGUGCAAUCGAUUUUGAAUUUCAAUCUGUAACCUGCGCGUUGCUUCUUUUGUUUUUAUUAUUUACUACAGCCAAAUUUGAUUUUUGUAAUUAGAACAGGUAGCUCUGCAAACGCACUUCCUCUCUGUUUGGAUGCGGCAGUGGUGCUUUUUCAAUCGAGAGAGGCGCUCGGAGGAAAUUAAAUAUAUUUUGCGUCAGGCUGUUUUCCAAACAUAAUAAAUUUUUGUCAUCUGUAUGUUUUCCAUCCCAACAAAAAACUCGCGCUUUUGCCACCGUGUUUCCUAACCACGUAGUUUCCAAAACCUUUUGUUCAGCAAAUUGCUACCAUAAAAUAUAUUUUGAUAUCUUUGACAGCUUUUGAUCCACAGUAUAAAUUUUGAAAAGCGGGAAGUGAUUUUGGAAUCACAUUGAAGCACGCGCAGUUAAAUGUAUUACGAAAACAGAGCAUAAACAAUAUGUAUGUAUUUUUUAAAUAAAUGUUCCUCUAAGUUAUUAAUUUCAUGCAAAAUAUGUAAUUAUAUGCGUACUAGAGAUAUCCAUUGCAAAGAAAAAAAUGUAAGUUAAAUAAAAUGGUGUUAUAAAGAUCGCUCAGAAUAAAAGA